CACACACACACACACACACAGUCUGCAUUCUCCCGGAGUACUGAGCGUUAUCUUCUCUUGCAGUAACUCGGACUUAACGGAUCUUUCCGUCGUCUCGGUCUUGCGGAAGGUGUUACUAAGCGCUUGGUGUGUAGUGUGUUGUUGUUGUGUGUUGUUGUUGUUGUUGUGUAGUGUGUUGUUGACCAGUAGUAAAGUACUGAUGGAGUUGUGGGUAAAGAUUUUAGCGCUAGCUUUAGCGUUGUUCCAGACUCACUCACAGUUAAACCCUGAGCACGAGACCAGCGGCUCGUCUCUCGCCUUCGUGUUUGACGUCACGGGCUCCAUGUACGACGACCUGCAGCAGGUGAUGGACGGAGCCUCGCGCAUCCUGCACCGUAUGCUGAGCCGCACGGACACGCCCAUCCGUAACUUUGUGCUCGUGCCCUUCCACGACCCAGAUAUUGGCCCUGUUUCCGUCACCAGCGACCCAGAACAGUUUCAACAUGACCUGCAGGACCUCUUUGUCCAGGGGGGAGGUGACUGUCCGGAGAUGAGUGUUGGAGCAAUACACUCUGCACUGGAAGUUUCUCUGCCUGGAUCAUUUAUCUACGUUUUUACAGACGCUCGAGCUAAAGAUUACAGACGUAAGCAGGAAGUGCUGCAGCUGGUGCAGCUCAGACAGUCACAGGUUGUGUUUGUGUUAACAGGGGAUUGUGGCGAUCGCUCUCAGCCCGGUUACAGAGUGUAUGAGGAAAUCGCAGCUACAAGCUCUGGACAAAUCUUCCACCUGGACAAACAGCAAGUUAAUGAGGUUCUGAAAUGGGUUGAAGAGACAGUACAGGCCAUGAAGGUCCAUUUGCUCUCUUCAGACCAUGAACUUGGUCAGGAGUCACGGUGGGAGUUGCCCUUUGACCCCGGUCUUAAGGAGGUGACUGUGUCGCUGAGUGGUCCAACACCUCAUAUUGAGCUCAGAGAUCCAGUUGGUCGAACUGUUGGUGAGAGGCAGGGACUGAGAGAGCUGCUGCACAUCCCAAACUCUGUCCUAGUGGUGAACCUGAAGAACCCUCGUCCUGGACUGUGGACACUGAAGGUGGUGUGUAGUGGGCGACACACACUCCGAGUAACUGGAGUCAGUGACCUGGACUUCAGAGUCGGUUUCUCCACUUCAGCUGUCACAGAAUUCAGCAGGACCAAAGAACGACCCAUCAAAGGACUUCCUGUGCAUUUACUUUUAAAAUGUUCAGGUCUGAACCCUCCUGGUGUGCUCAGUAGUGUGGUUUUAGUGUCAAAGCGUGGUGAGGAUCUGUUCAGUGUUUCACUUCCUGUUCCUGUGGAUGGAGGUGUGAGUGGAGUGUGGAGUGUUCCGGAGAUACAAACUCCAUCUGAAGGCUUCUUCAUUAAAGUCAAGGGGAAAGAUGGAGGUGGAUUUGACUUCCAUCGUCUCUCCAGUGUUUUGUACACAAACAUUAUUCCAGUCAGUCCUGUGGUGGAGAUGCUCUCUGUCCAGCGUGGUGUGUUAUUGCAGAAUGUGUUAAUUGACUGCAGUGUGCAGAGUGAACUUCCCUUUAUACUUAUCUUUAUGAAAGAUGGAGAGAUGCUGGGACACCAGAACAGCUACCAGUCGUCAACCAAAGCAUCAUGGGAAAUUUUUCAUGUUUCUGCAAGUGAUGAGGGAAUGUACGAGUGUGUGGCUCAGAGCACUGUGGGAGUUGGACGAGCUCACACACACUUCACUGUUAUAGCGUCUCCUAUAUUAGAUGAUAGUGUAUCAGAGGUUACAGCAGUAGCUGGUGAACCCAUCACUUUGCCUUGUGUUCUGAUGGACGGAGCUCCGCUUCCUGAGAUCAUCUGGACUCGUAAUGGACAAAAGGUCCAGAGUAAUGAGUUGAUCUCAGUCAGGAGUGAUGGCAGUCUGCACAUGAAGAGAGCUGCCCCAGAGAAUGCUGGGAAAUAUAAGUGCACUGCUGUGAACGUGGCUGGAUCAGCGAACAUAACAGUCACCCUGCAUAUCCACAUUCCUCCUGUGAUCUCAGCUGCUAGGUCUCAUUAUGAUGCUGCUGAAGGAGUGAGUGUUUCUCUGCCGUGUGAAACGAGUGGAAUCCCAAAACCUUCUAUUAACUGGAUCAAGGGCGACAAACCUGUCUCUUCCCCACAGCCUGAUGGGAGUUUGUUGAUCUUUAGCUUGACUGCAGCAGAUUCAGGGCGUUACAUCUGCACAGCGAGCAGCUCAGCUGGAGAAACACGAAGAGAGAUCACUCUCACUGUCCACUCAAAGCCCCUUAUCCUUGGAGCACACAAGCACACUGAGGUCAUUAACACAACAGUGGAGGAGGGGGACGAGGUCAUCCUGCCAUGUGAGGUUGAGGGAAGUCCCACCCCCACUGUGUCCUGGAGCCGUAACGGACAGUUCAUUCCACCAAUCACUGCCUGGCUUACGGUUUUGCCGUCUGGCUCUUUAAAGUUCAGGAAUAUCCAGCUGGCUGACAGUGACAUUUAUUCCUGCACCGCUGAGAACCCAGCUGGAGUUAACACACUGACUUACCGUCUAAAGGUCCAGGAUUCAACAAGGAUCGUUGGCCAGCAGGAGGAGGAAAUGAAUACUAUCGAAGGUCACAUGGUCUCUCUUGAGUGUGAUGUACAAACACACUCAACUCCUGAAAUCAUCUGGACAAAAGAUGGACAGCUGCUGCAGUUCGGUUCUGGUGUUCAGAUCCUGUCAGGUGGUAAGAUGCUGCAGAUUUCCAGAGUGCAGCAGAAGGAUGCAGGACAGUACGUCUGCACAGCGACCAACUCAGGAGGACAGGAGCAGAAGAGCAUCAUGCUGAAUGUUUAUUCUCCACCCUUUCUUCUCCCACUACCACACUCGGGAUCAGAGGUCAUGACCCCUCAGAUAGGGUCAUCUGUUACAUUGAGCUGUGAGGCACAAGGUGUUCCUGAACCAGAGGUCACGUGGUACAGAAAGGGAAGGAUACUGACCUCUGGGAGAACCCUGCAGGUCUCUGGUCAGAAACUGACGAUAAACAGCAUGCAGGAGUCUGAUGGAGGCGUUUAUACUUGUAAAGUCUCUAAUCCUGCAGGUCAGCAGGAGAGAAUGUUCUCAUUGAAAGUUUAUGCACCUAUUGUAAUUCAUGGACCAGUUUCUGAGAGUGUCACUCACACUCUGGGUUCUCACGUCACUCUGGUGUGUGACGCAAGUGGAAUUCCUGCUCCAAACGUGCGCUGGAUAAAAGACGGCUUGGCUUUUGGAAGUGGUAGCAUGUUGUCUUUAGGGCCACUGGAACUUUCACACAGUGGUGUUUACACCUGCAUUGCUCACAACAGUGAAGGAGAAACACACAAAAACUACACACUCAGCAUCCAGGUGCCUCCCACCAUACUGAAUACAGGUCCAUCUGAUGUCAGUGUCCUGGAGGGGGAGGAGCUUACAUUAACAUGUGCAGCAGAGGGCACGCCCACUCCACAGCUCACCUGGAUGAGAGAUGGUGUGAAACUUGAGACCACUGAGCAUGUGCAUGUCUCUGCACAUGGGAGAACAUUAACACUCCUGAGAGUGACAAAGGAAGAUUCUGGAAUAUACAAAUGUGUAGCCGUCAGUCCGUCUGGACAGGAAAGCAAAGUGUUCACUUUGUUAGUGUUGGUCCCUCCCUCCAUACUGAAACACUCUGAUGUCCCGCUGGAUGUUCAGGCUGUUUAUAACAGUGUGGUGUCUCUGGAGUGUCAUGUGAUGGGCGUUCCUCCUCCUCACAUCACCUGGCUGAAAGAAGGGAAUCCACUGCAGCUCACAUCUCGAGCACACCUGCACUCAAAACACACACUCCUCAGGAUCUCUCCAGUGCAGCUCUCUGACUCUGGACUUUACACCUGUGUGGCUCGAAGUGAAGCAGGAUUUGCAGAACAGAAAUUCCACCUGCAUGUUGAAGGCCCUGGCGUGGUGGAACACGCUGAGAAAGUGGAGCACAUUGUAAUAGUUCGAGGCUCUGUGGUGACACUGGUAUGUGAGGCUCAUGGUGUUCCUCCUCCAAUCCUCACUUGGUUGAAGGACAGUGAGCCGCUGUCAUUCCACCAGAACAUGCUGGUACAUGAUGGAGGAGAAACUCGCUUCCAGUUGCUGGAUGUUCAACUUGAGGAUGCUGGACUUUACAGUUGCACUGCAAAGAACCAGGCUGGAACCAGCACUAAGACUUUCAACCUCACUGUCUUAGAACCUCCUAAGAUAUCCAGCUUUCUAAGAAGAGAGCAGCUGAUGGUGGUGGUGAAUGGAGUUUUGGAGUUGGAUUGUAUUGCUGAUGGAUUUCCUCCACCCACUGUAAGCUGGAUGAAGGAUGGACAUCCGCUAGAGGACAGCAGAGUUGUACUACACAGAGAUGGACAGAUUCUCACUAUCAGCAACAUUCAGAUGGAGGAUGCAGGUUUGUACAGUUGUCUUGUCAGUAACCCAGCAGGAGAAGAUGGGCGGAGUCUCUGGGUACAUGUUCAGGCUCCUCCUAAACUGCUGGGUUCUAGUGAUAUCAGAACUAUAUCUGUACCCUUUAAUGGUCACAUGACCUUGGAGUGCCGGACAGACAGCGAGCCUCCACCAGAGAUCCAGUGGUACAGAGACAAUAUUAAACUUAAGUUGGGAGGUCGGAUCCAGAGCAUUGCUGGUGGUCAGUAUUUAGAGAUUGGAGAUGUGAGGAAAGAAGACGGCGGACUUUACAGCUGUGUCGUUUCCAAUAUGGCUGGCAGCUCAAGUCUGCAGUUUCAUGUACAGAUCCUCUUGCCCCCUGUUAUUAAAGAAGGCAGUUCAUUGGUCACUGCACAUGUCCAUCAGAUGGUGGUACUACCUUGUGAGGUGGAGGGAGACUCCGCCCCCUCUGUGUCGUGGAGGAAAAAUGGAGUACCAGUUCUGUUUGACAACAAGUUUGUUUUACUGUUGGACGGAUCAAUGCGCAUCGAAUCAGUACAACUCACUGACGCAGGCCGUUAUUACUGCAGCGUGUCUAAUGAGGUGGGGUCAGACCAGCGCAGCAUGGAGCUCCGUGUCUAUGUUGGUCCCUCCAUUAAGCCUGGCCCUUUUAACGUAACCGUGACAAUGGGACAGAGGGCUGCUUUAGGCUGUGAAAGUUCAGGUGUACCUGUUCCUCGAGUGAGCUGGAAGAGGAAUGGACAAGCACUGAACACACACACUGGAGCUCACAGGUUGAUGACUUCAGGGUCUCUGCUUAUAAUUUCACCAUCUCUUGAGGAUGAAGGAUAUUUUGAGUGCACAGUAACCAAUGAGGUUGGAGAGGAGCGAAGGGUCAUAGAGGUCAUGCUUCAAGUUCCCCCAUCUAUUGAAGAUGAUGUCAUCAGUGUUACAGCCAAUAAAAUGGAGUCAGUGAUAUUACCGUGUCACGUCACAGGACGUCCAACACCAUCCAUCAGCUGGACCAGGGGGGGUACAGCACUGGGCACAAAGGGGGGCAGUUACAGGAUCCUACCCACAGGCAUGUUAGAGAUACUGGCUGUGAAUCCAACUCAUGCUGGCAGAUACACCUGCAGAGCACAAAACCCAGCUGGAGUCGCACGGAAACACAUCAGUCUGUCUGUACACGAGGCUCCUGAAAUAAGGAACAUGGUUAAAGAAGUGAUUGUGCUGCUGAAUCAGAAAGUUGUUCUGAACUGUGAUGUUCACGGAUUCCCCAAACCUUCAGUGACCUGGCUUAAAGAGGGUGUUCCCAUAGCAACAGGGGAGCGCCUGGUGGUUGUGUCUGAUGGAUCACUGAGACUUUCUCAGGUUACACUGGACGAUGGAGGAUCGUAUUCCUGUCUGGCACAAAAUGCAGCUGGCAGCACUGAGGGCAAAACUGAACUCAUCCUGCAGGUUCCUCCUGUCAUUUCUGUACCUCAUGAUCAAUACACACUCAGUGUUGGCGAGUCUGUCAGCAUGCCGUGUUCAGCGAUCGGUCAGCCGGAGCCGGAGCUACAGUGGCAGAAAUUGGGUGGCUCUGUUCAGGGAGUAGCCAACCUACAGACAUUCACCAAUGGAACACUGCACAUCAAAAAUGCUAAACUUGAAAAUGCUGGAGUUUACACGUGUACAGCCUUGAACAGUGCAGGGAGAGUGAGCCGUGACAUCACACUGAUUCUGCAAGUCAUGCCCAUGAUUGAUGUCACUCAGUCAGAAGCGUCCUUCAUCCAGGGCUUCCAGAGUCUGCUGCCGUGUUCAGCUGUAGGGUUACCUGAACCCAAAAUUCACUGGGAGAAAAACGGAGAAGUUAUCCAGAACCUGCAGGGAAAAUUUACAGUCCUGAGAUCAGGAGAGCUAAUCAUUGAGAGAACCCAGCUCUCUGAUGCAGGUAUUUUCACCUGUGUGGCUGUGAAUGCAGUAGGUUCUGCGCAUCACAAAGUCCAGCUGUCUGUUAACAUGAGGCCAGAGUUUAAGGAGUUACCGAGUGACAUGACACUGAGGGUGGGGCAAAACCUGACCCUCACCUGCCACGCCCACUCCACCCCACCCCCUAUUAUCACCUGGACUGUUAAUAAUCGUCCCUUUACAGGAUACAGUGUGGAUGAAGCGGGUCGGAGUUUCCUGAUGAUUGAAAAUGUCACAUUGAAGGAUUCAGGAUCAUAUGUGUGUACAGCGGAGAACGGUGUUGGGUCGAUCCAAGCUUUAGCACUUAUCCACAUCACAGAGCCUCCAGUUCUGAGAGGAGCUGCCAAUGUGUCUCAGUUAGUGUCUCUUGGUGCAGUAGUUGUGUUGGAUUGUCCUGUUAGAGGAACUCCAGCUCCAGUGUUGCUCUGGUUUAAAGAUGGCCACCUGCUGCAGGUCACUAAGCACCUUCAUCGUCUCCUCAACGGCUCUCUUGUUCUGUACAGUGCCACGAGCAAGGAUUCAGGAGAGUAUCAGUGUGUUGCUGAAAAUGAGUUGGGAAGUACAGAGAGGACAAUAUCUCUGAAAGUACAGGAUGCAGAUGGUUUCUCUCCCUGGGAGCAGUGGGGGCCAUGUAGUGUCACAUGUGGGCGUGGCCUCCAGCAGCGAACCAGAUUUUGCAACAACCCAAAACCAUCCAAUACUGAAGCAGCAUGUGAGGCUGCAGAUACUGAGUCCAGGCAGUGCCAGGCAUCUUUAUGUUCAGACUCUCUCCGCAGGGCACGAGCCAGUGUGAUCGGGAUGGUGAAUGAGCGUGAGUUUGGUGUGUCUUUCCUUGAGGUGAACAUCAGCAAGAACUCUGAGAGCAGAAGCAGCACACUGGAGGCUCACAUGGAGAAUGUUCCUCACAGUGUGGGUCCUUUGAUUAAAGUUCUUAUAUCUGCUUUGACUCCGAUUUACUGGACGGCUGUUUAUGAAUCAGCAGGAACUAAGAACGGCUUCUCUAUCAGCCGGGGGAUUUUCAGACAAGAAUCCCAAAUGGAGUUUAACACAGGAGAGAUCUUAAAGAUAACCCAUGUGGUGAGAGGUGUGGAUGCAGAGGGAGUUCUGCUAGUGGACAUGGUCAUUAGUGGAUUUAUUCCUGCAGUGUUUUUAUCCCCAGUACUACAUCAGCAGGAUUUUGAAGAGACAUAUGUGCAGGUCGGCACUGGUCAGAUUUACUCCUGGUCUACCCAGAAUUCUUUGCAGGAGGGUGAUGGUUCGGUGCUGACGCUCCGCUGUAAUCACUCACUGUUGUUUGAUGGAUCAGUGAAAAGUUUCACUCCACUACUGCAGCAAAUCCGUCUGUCACACAUCAGCAGCUCCUACAACAUGUUAAAAUUCAGUCUGGACUUUCGCCUAACAGCAGUGUUAUUGCUGCCAGAUGGUGAUGGAGAGAAAUGCCCAGAAGGAUUCUUGCUGGAUGAAUCAUCUUACUGUGUUGAUGAGGAUGAGUGUGUGUCGGAUUCUCCAUGUUCUCACUCCUGCGUUAACAUUAUGGGGGGCUUCAGCUGCACCUGUCCAUCAGGAUUCACCAUCAACACUGAGAGCAACAGCUGCCAAGAUAUAGAUGAGUGUGUAGACGGAUCUCACAUGUGCCCGCAUAACCAGUUAUGUGUGAAUACAGUUGGAAAUUAUCGGUGUUCUGUGAAGUGUGGGCUGGGAUUCAGACACAGAACUGGUGGUACUGAGAACAGAACCAGGACUGAUGGCUGUGAAGAUGUGGAUGAGUGUUUGGAGUCAUCGGUGUCUCCCUGCCAGCAUCGGUGCUUUAACACACUUGGCUCAUUCUUCUGUGGCUGCCGGUCUGGAUACCACCUGGUGGGACAUCGCUGCUUUGAUAUAAAUGAGUGUUUGAGGAGUGUGUGUCCAUCUCACCAGCAAUGCAAGAAUACAGAUGGAGGAUAUCAGUGUUUUGAUAGCUGUUCAUCAGGAAUGACCCUGGCUGAAACUGGUGUGUGUGUGGAUGUAGACGAAUGUAAAGACGGCAGUCACAUGUGUCGCUACAGUCAGAUCUGCCAAAACACGCUUGGUGGUUAUGUAUGUGUGUGUCCCAGAGGCUACCGGUCACAGGGUGUGGGCAAGCCGUGUGUAGAUGUUGAUGAGUGUGCACAGUCUCCAAGUCCAUGUGGGUAUCAGUGCCGAAAUGUACCUGGUAGUUUCCGGUGUUUGUGUCCCCCGGGAUCUAUCUUGCUGGUGGACGGCCGCUCGUGUGCUGGACUUGAGAGAGCAAAUGUGUUUAGAAAUCGAACUUGGGUUGGACUUCAGCCUCAGUUGGUAUCCACAAGGGGUAAAACACUAAUGCUGCUACAGAACACACAGCCAGGGGCACCAUGGAGCAGUUUACACACCUGCCCACCUGGUUAUACAAGUAAAGCCAGUACCUGUGUGGACAUUGAUGAGUGUGUGCUUAGGAAACCGUGCCAACACGAGUGCCGCAACUCAGUGGGAAGUUUUCAGUGUUUUUGCCCUUCGGGAUAUCAGCUGAUGCCCAAUGGUCAAACAUGUAGAGAUAUUGAUGAAUGUGUUGAGCACAGUUUACAGUGUGGACCAAGCCAAAUGUGCUUUAACAUGAGGGGGAGUUAUCAAUGUUUGGACACUCCCUGUCCUGCCAGCUAUCACAGAGGAGGAAGUCCAGGCACGUGUUACAAGCCCUGUUUACAUGGAUGUGUCACAGGAUCCUCUCUCCUCCUUCAGUAUAAACUCCUCACACUUCCUUUGGGAAUUCCAGCUCAACAGAACGUCAUCCGAUUAUCAGCAUUUUCCGAGACUGGUGUUCUUCAAGAGAGUACAGUUUUCACCAUUCUGGAACAAAAUGGAGAGAUUACAGAGGGGCUGUUUGGGAUUAAAGGCGAGGCUGGAAGAGGAAUCGUUUUCACCACUCGCUAUUUAAAUCAGUCUGGUCUGGUGAACCUGAAGGUCCAAGCAACCACCCGGAAUCAGCUUGGACAAAUCACUUACCAGAGUUUAUUCAUCAUUUACAUAUCCAUUUCUGCUUAUCCAUACUGAUCUCCAGUCAUCCACAAACAUCCCUUCAGUACUGGUCCUACAGUGUUCAUUGUGUGUGCAGUUUUAGUAAAUAAGAUUAAAGGGUUUUCACAGAUUGUUCUGUUAUCAUGCCAAGGAAUAAAAUUUCAGAAUUAUAAUGGAUAACACCUGCUUGAAAUGAUUACUUUACUAUAUUUUAGUACUUGAUGUUUUUAAAAUGUGUAUUAAUGUGUACAUUGUGCUUUGAACACUGAACUUUAGUGAGCUGCUGCUGUGAGAAAUGUGUAAUAAACUGCAGACGUGUUCUCAGCAUUCUUAACAUCAUUGGAGCUUCAUUUCAAUAAACCUUUAUGCACUGAUCAUGCAGGAAGAAGUAUUUUCUAAUGCAAUAAUUCUACUACAAUAACUUGAUUCUACCUAGAUAGUUAUCGUUAAUUCAAUUCAAUUUGUUUGUAUAGCACAUUUAACAAUUGAUGUCUCAAAGCAGCUUCACAAAUCUAGAAACAGUAAAAUUUAAAUGUUUAAAAUUAAAUGACUAUUUAUCUCUAACAUCUAUCAACAUGAUCAAGCCUGAGGUGAUGGGGCAAGAAAAAACUCCCUGAGAAACCAGAUUCAGAAGAGAACCUCAUCUUCAUUUGAGUGACACUGGACAUGAAAUAAUGUAAAUGUAAAUAAUGUUCUUUCUACAACAGUUUGUAGUCCAGUGGAAAUUAGCAGCCAAGAGUUCAGGAUCAUUUUUGAGUUCAUUAGAGACUGACUGAAAUGUUUGUCCUUUGACUAAAUUGUCCUUUUCUGUGUGAACUGAAGAUACCAGUUUUAAUAAAUCAUAACAUUAAA
This is a messenger RNA of Tachysurus vachellii, 10174 nucleotides long. It is a transcript of the gene hmcn2, whose product is annotated as hemicentin 2. Gene Ontology annotation, molecular function: cell-cell adhesion mediator activity; calcium ion binding. The record is from RefSeq and is a predicted model, not a curated record. Gene Ontology annotation, cellular component: plasma membrane; axon. Bases 200 to 9358 code for a protein of 3052 amino acids. The transcript has 60 exons. Gene Ontology annotation, biological process: axon guidance; homophilic cell-cell adhesion; dendrite self-avoidance. NCBI's taxonomy places the organism in Eukaryota, Metazoa, Chordata, Actinopteri, Siluriformes, Bagridae.